Messenger RNA from Contarinia nasturtii (swede midge), 4708 nucleotides. Its product is annotated as probable basic-leucine zipper transcription factor N. NCBI's taxonomy places the organism in Eukaryota, Metazoa, Arthropoda, Insecta, Diptera, Cecidomyiidae. The transcript has 7 exons. The coding region runs from base 1581 to 3140 and encodes 519 amino acids. The record is from RefSeq and is a predicted model, not a curated record.
CGUCACAGCGCUCCGCAAGGCAAACGUUUUGUAAUUUCUGAAAUAAAGAUUGAAUUCAUUCCAAAAUUGGCAACUUUCAGAUGAUUUAAAAUUAUUUGAAAUUAACCUACUUGAAACUAUUCAUUUGAGUUGGACUAGCGAAACGAAAACAUUGAUAAGUAUUUUACGCAAGUUACAUUUUGAACCGUGAGAAUAUAAUUGACUCAAAGCGGCUCCGAUAUCUACAGACAAUCUAUUUUUUUUUAUUUAUAUACUUCUUAUUUCUUUCACUUGGCUUUGCGUUGAACAUUUUUCACAGUCAAACAAUAUUUAGUAAAGCGAGCGCAUUCAAAUGAAUAAAAUUCAACAAAAUGGCUACUAAAUAACCAGCAAUACUGACAAGAUAAUUGACACAUAGGAGACAGAGAGAGAGAAAAAAAAUAUCAAGCCUAAUCACAAAAUAUUCGCUCCGCUGUCAAGCUUUGGGUUUUGCAAAAAGAAAAACCACAAUAACACACAAUAAAUUUGGAAUUUUAUCAAAGUAAAAAAAGAGAUUCCGUCCUGUUUCAGUCGUUCUGAGUUUGUUUAACAGGCUCAAUGCAGAAGAGUUCGAGUAAAAGACACCUUAACUGUGAAUUGAAAAACAAAAAAAGAAGGAGGGAAUAGAUCUAUUAGUGUUUUGGGGUCAGAUAAAUCAAAAAGUGAUUUCACUCCACCUGAAAAAUAUUCGAUCCUUGUAAGAGAUAUUUCUCUUCCAACAACAAGAAUCUCUCUUCCAAAAAAAACAGUACAAAUCAAAAUUUAUAGCGAAAAAAAACAGUAGAAACAAAAAAAUCAGUGUACGCAAAAUCUAGAAGCAUCAAAUUAUUUAAAAUAAGGUACACGCACCGACCAGUAACAAUUGUUAUCGAUCAAAGAGAAAUAACAAAAUAUGAUACUUUCAUCGUAACAUGAAUUUAAAUUUAUAAUCAAUUGUUUGUACAGUGAUUUUAAGAGUGAAAGAAUGAAUUUAGUUAAAUUUUUCGCAGCAUUUGUAAUGAACGUACGCAUUCAUAGCCGCGUGCAAUAUGUAAUGUCAAAUGUGAUAAAAUCAUUUAUUUGUAUGUUCAUACGUGGUUUCUUGCAUAUGUGUGUGUUUUUUUUAUCUUAAAUGAGCAAAAUAAAUAUGUGAUACAUGAUUGUCUCGUGUAGUUCGUAAACACACUGAGGCAAAUCAACGACGUCGAUGACUAUAAUUCGCAUUGAUAUCCCACAUUGCUUUUGUAUCGAUUUUUCUCUCAUAUAUAUAAUUUGUAAAAAUUUCAAAACGAAGAGAAACGAAAAGACAACAACAGCCAAUUUUGAUCACCUCGAAAGUCGUAUGAUAAUGAAAGUAUCAUAAUUAUUUUAAAAGCGGAUGAUUUGAUGGCUAACAUAGUCACAGGAAAAAUAUAGACAAGUUAUUCAUCGUAGGAUUUUACAUAUAUUUUGUCAUAUAGCAAAAAGUACAUCCUAAAAAAUUUAAUCCCAAUUUAGUGUGGUGAUUUACAUUUAAAAAGCGUUCAUUCGAAUUUUUGUGAAAAGGUAACGACGAAAUCAUCGCUUUAUUUUAUGAGAUUCAGAUGGCGCGCAGUAUAAUGGCUGCCGUUGCUGCUGUCGCUACCACCACAACAUCGUGCUCAUGUACAAAAAUCUCUAUAAUGCACUUGUUUCAUGAAAUGAAACAAAAAUUUCCAACCGUUCCCGACAAUGUCGUAUGUGAGUUUGUUAGUCAAAAUUGUCACGAUCGCUUAGCGUGUAUAGAUGGUCUUGAAGAUUAUCCCAAUUCGGCAAAUGUAUAUCCAGCUGCAUUACGAAAUCAACCGAUUAAAAAGAAAGCAUCAAAUUGCAAUCAGCAACGACAAACCAUUGGUCUUUCAAUCUUAGCAAAUACUGUUGCCAAAGAAAAUGCAAUUCCAAACAUCGCAAAGAGUGUUCAAGUGAAUAUACCGAAUACAUUAAAUUCAAACAAUUUAAACUGUUGCACACAACCAGUGAAUCGACCGACCCGGCAGGCACCACCUCCACCCACAACUUCUUCACCACAUCAACAACAAAAAUCUACACCGAAUCUUCAUCAACCGAAUUUGAAUCUCUCUGUAAAUGUCAUUGUUUCGGGCUCAGCACGGCAAACAAAGCCACAACAGCCAUUAUCACAUUGUAGUUUCACUUUGCAUCAACCAAACAACAAUAACAGUAAUAGUGAUAAGAAUAAGAAAACAAAAAUUACAAGCACAACACAUACCAAUUCAAAUAUGCCCACUAGAACAACUGAAACCGAUAACAAUGUGGAUAUACCUAGUUUACGAUACACAAGCAAUUCAUAUGAUGCCGAUAUUGGAUAUCAAAGUCGAUUAGAAAUUACAGUGGCUGGAACGAAUUCAAGAUUAUCGAAUGAAAACAAUGAACAACACAUGAAAAAUACCGGAAAUUGCAUAUCAUUGCGAAGAACGUGUGAAACAACAUCAACUGGAAAAGAACGUUACUUUCCUAAUCUCAUAGGAAGUUCGGAAUUCAUAAGAGAAACUAAAAUAGUGCAUCAUCAAAUAUUGUGUAAGCAGAAACUUGUUCUUGAAUUAGAAAAAGAUCGAAAACGUUUGGAACGUAUGCAACGUGAAUUGCUUGCAAUUCAAGCGCCAUUGCCUCAUGGCGGUCUUACGGCAUUGAAUUUUGAAAUUGAAGAGCUACAAAAAAAUUGCAGGCUUUUAGCUCAACAAGUAGAAGAGUCUGGUCCUUAUGCGCUUGGUGAAACAAAUGAAGCGUUUUAUCGAAAUAUUCAUACAGGUCAACAGCAACAGCGACAACCUCUGCGACCUCAUCGACCAGCUCCACCACCACAUAGUCAACCAAUCAUUGAAACGAAUAUUGCCGGCGCUGGUAAUGCACGUUUUAAUUCAUUGACACCAACAACACAAUCUGCGUUAAUCUUUUUGAUUUCACAUUACAGCAAUCCAAUUCCCGUGAAUGAGGACGCCGAUUGGAUUUGUAAUUUAUGUACAUUCCAAAAUAAGUAUACACAGCAAACAUGCGAAGCCUGUACGAUGCCAUUCUUAUCAGCGGUGAUGUCAGCGAACGGCGAAGAUAUUCAUAUUCAUUUGUUUCCGGGUCAAAAUAGUGUGAUACAUUCGUGGGUAGUUUCUUAAAAUUUUGUGAAAUAGAAAAAUAAAAAUAGAGAAAAAUGCAUAUUCAUAUUUUAAUGUGGUCUCCCAAUUGUCUACUUUGGAACCGAUACAUCUAAUGGUAAGAAUGAUCAGUCAAAUCCAACGAAAAUUCUAGAUGCAGAUUAUCUAAUGAAAUUUACACAAAAACAAUAAAUACGACAUCAAUGAAACCUUCCCAAUAAACAAUUGUUGUGGCAAAUUCAUUCAUUAUCGGGCAUAUGUUGACGGUCGAAUUUUGGCCCGGAUUUGUGUGUAGUUUCAAUCGAAUUCAACGUCAUCAAUUGAAUGAAAACAAAAAACAAAAAAAUUCAAUUCUCGCGCCACAUCACACUCAAAGAGAAAACAAUCAAAUCAAUUCAUUGCAAUACACAUCGAAAUUCUAGUAAAAAAAUUAAUUUCAAGAAGAAUACACAAUAAUAAUUGAAUUUCAUCUCACCAUCAGCAUCACCAAUUUUUUUGAAAUUUUUGUAUGAAAAGUGUGCCGAAAGUUAUUUGUAUCGCAAAACACCUACAGCGAGUAGCAAGCUUUUGUGUCACAGGGGCUAUGAAAACAACCCCCCAAUCUUCUCUUGACGCUCUCUUGGGUCUACCAAGGCUGGAAGACUUCAUAGAGUCUGAAGCAAUGAAAACGGCCUAUAGAUUGAGAAUGGAAAUAAAGACUAGGAUAAGUCCUAGAAAUUUGCAUGAUGAUGCCCUAACAAAUUUUUUCAAAAUUGAUGAGGUUCUGGGGGCUCCUUCUGAAAAACUCAUUACGACCUCCUACAAUUUCGAUAGGAGAUUCGAGAUUAUUAUAAGAAAAAAUCUCAAUGAAUUCUUCCAACAAAAACAAUGGGUACAACACUCCUUUUUCACUGAUGGUUCUGUCAGAGAAUCAGGUAGUGGAUGUGGGUUCUACUGUGAAAGAGAGAACCUCACCUAUUCAAUUCCCCUGGGACAAACAACAACAGUCAAACAGGCGGAAAUAUCUGGAAUUAUUCAUUGCGCAUACAAAAUACAGGAGAACCCAGUACAGGGAAAUAUAGCCAUCUUCACAGAUAGUUUUGGAGCCAUAACGGAUCUUAAUAAUAUUAAGAUGCAAAAUGCUUGGCUAUGAACUGUUACGAAGCACUCCAGUGCAUUUCAGAAACGAACACCCUUAGGGUGGUUUGGAUCAAAUCUCACAUUGGUAUUCGGGGGCAUGACCUGGCAGAUGGAGCGGCAAAACUUGCUGCACGUGAUGUUAUAGAGAGUCCAGAACCAUACAUACCAAUUGAAUAUUCACGAGUCAAGAACAGUCUAGCUACUUGGCUCAGAAACAAAUCCCAACUAAAUUGGCAGGGUACGUUCUCAUGUGAACAAACGAAACACUUCGUUCAAUUCACAUGUUCAAAUCACUUACGAUCGAAUUAGCCAAACUACCCAAGGAAGACCUUCGGAUGGUUAUUGGUUUACUGACCGGACACGCCAGCUAGGGGGGAGACACAAACGAUUAAACCAUGAUUCCAAUACAAAAACAAUAAUCCUACUAUUCCACCAAUCCGUCAUUUCAUUGUCAAAUGUGAUGUCACAUU